Molecule: messenger RNA, 4835 nt
Organism: Callorhinus ursinus (northern fur seal)
Lineage: Eukaryota; Metazoa; Chordata; Mammalia; Carnivora; Otariidae
Gene: NAPEPLD
Product: N-acyl phosphatidylethanolamine phospholipase D
Biological process (GO): N-acylethanolamine metabolic process; N-acylphosphatidylethanolamine metabolic process
Cellular component (GO): membrane-bounded organelle; cytoplasm
Molecular function (GO): N-acylphosphatidylethanolamine-specific phospholipase D activity; zinc ion binding
Source: RefSeq, a predicted model, not a curated record
CCGGAGCGCCGGGAGGUCGGCUCUCCCGCUCCGGCCUCGCGCGAGGCUGCUUCCUCCCGCCCGCGGAUCCCUUUCGCGGCUCGCUUUCUCCUCGGCCUCUGGGUGGAGCCGCCAGCGCAGUCCGGCCUGGGGCUGUUUGUGGACUCAGCGAAGUAGAGCGCCCCGUGGGUGGGAUUCCCGGUGCGGAGCCCUGCCUCCUCCUGGAGAUGCUGCACUUGUGAGAGGCAGGGGUUCGUUUGAAUUUCUGCACCUCGAGAGUUGCGGAGCCCGCAUCUCUGAAGCUGCCUGGGUCAAGAGCCACAUUUUUUACGCCCCCUCUUGGGAGAGUAGCCGUCUCUGGGACUUGUUUCAGCCCCGUCUUCUCUGCAGAUCACCAGGUUGCAUCUUCACUGAUCGGAAUACAUUUCUGAAAAGGACAUGGAUGAAAAUGAAAGCAGCCAGUCCCUGAUGACAAGCAGCCAAUAUCCUAAAGAAGCAGUAAGAAAGCGCCAAAAUUCAGCCCGGAGCUCUGUAGGAAGUGAUUCUUCUAGGCUUUCCAGGAAAAGUUUCAAACUGGAUUACAGACUAGAGGAAGAUGUAACUAAAUCAAAGAAAGGGAAGGAUGGCAGAUUUGUCAACCCAUGGCCAACUUGGAAAAAUCUCUCCAUUCCAAAUGUUCUCAGAUGGCUGAUAAUGGAAAAGGAUCACAGCGGUGUUCCAGGUUCCAAGGAGGAACUUGAUAAAGAGCUCCCAGUGCUGAAGCCGUAUUUUAUCGAUGACCCUGAGGAGGCUGGAGUGAGGGAGGCUGGCCUGAGGGUCACGUGGCUGGGACACGCCACCGUGAUGGUGGAAAUGGACGAGCUCAUCUUCCUCACCGACCCCAUCUUCAGCUCUCGCGCUUCACCGUCGCAACACAUGGGUCCAAAGCGGUUCCGUCGUGCCCCCUGCACCGUCAGCCAACUGCCCCCAAUAGACGCUGUCCUCAUCAGCCACAACCACUAUGACCACCUGGACUACAAUUCCGUCAUCGCUCUGAAUGAGCGAUUCGGUCAGGAGUUGAGAUGGUUCGUGCCUCUGGGUCUCCUCGACUGGAUGCAAAAGUGUGGCUGCGAGAACGUGAUCGAGCUGGACUGGUGGGAGGAGAAUUGUGUCCCUGGACACGAUAAGGUCACCUUUGUCUUUACCCCUUCCCAGCACUGGUGUAAAAGGACGCUCAUGGAUGACAACAAGGUUCUGUGGGGCAGCUGGUCUGUCUUGGGGCCCUGGAGUCGUUUUUUUUUCGCAGGAGACACUGGCUAUUGCCCGGCUUUCAAGGAGAUAGGAAAAAGGUUUGGACCUUUUGACCUUGCAGCUAUUCCCAUCGGAGCGUAUGAACCGAGGUGGUUUAUGAAAUACCAACAUGUAGACCCAGAAGAAGCUGUAAGGAUUCACAUUGAUGUUCAGACAAAGAAAUCUGUGGCAAUUCACUGGGGAACUUUUGCCUUAGCAAAUGAGCAUUACUUGGAGCCCCCAGUGAAGCUGAGUGAGGCUCUAGGAAGAUACGGACUUAAGACGGAAGAUUUUUUUGUCUUGAAGCAUGGAGAAUCCAGAUACCUCAAUACUGAUGAUGAAAACUCUGAAUAAAUGUGAGCACAGGAGCUGUUAGUGACAAAGGUAUCCUCUAAGCUAGGGAAGACUAAGAAACUCAUGAAUAUGAGGAUUUUUUACAUUUGGAAACAAUUUCGACAAGUUAGUGUCUUGUUUUGCGUGAUAACUUGCUACUCCGCCUACCAGGUCAUACAGAGAAACAAGAGUUCGGAGGUGGGUCAUUUACAUAAUGAAUUGGCAAAGGGGAAUUAAAAUCCUGUCUCAAUGGUAGAAGUAUUGCAAUGGCUUUUUUUUUUUUUUUUUACAUUUUUUAGUGGUAGAAUUUGGAGGUUAUGAAAACUGAUUUUAAGGUCUCAUUUCUGUUCUGGUUAAGGGCCUCCUACAAGGUGAGUCUGUCUAGCAAGAUAGAUUCAGAGGCCGCACAUAUAAACCUGUUUCUUAUAUUCACAUGAGAGGAUGUGAUGACACUGACACCCACAUGCUUAGAGCAGCUCUCCUUGCUCCCUCAGGAUUAGCUUAUAUGCCACAUGUUAAGUGAUUUAUUUUUUUAAGCACAGAAACAUAGGAGGUUGGGCGAAGUUCCCAUUUUUAAAGACUUAAUUUUUUAAAAGAGGAAGAGUAUUUUCUGUUUCACGCCUACAGUCCCGAAUCAGAAGCGGAGCUGGACAGGGGCAGGGAAAGGGGGUGGUUAUGAGGACAUGAUUGGUGACAUUUUCUAUUUUUAAUCUAAAAGUCAGACCUGCUAAGCACAAAGAUAGCUGCCAGGAAAUAUUUUACAAAGAUAAAUGCAGAUCUUAAAUAAUUCUCUGUAUUCCAUUUUCUCUCCAUCUACUCAUUUUCCCUCCUCAUUUCUUAGCUCCAACCAUGAAUAUAUCAAUAAGGUCUAUAAAUAUGUUUUACAGGAUUCAGAUGGCUUAUAUUUUUAUAUUAGAUGACCUCUAAGCACGAUUCUGCUUUGAGUAAGCUAGUGUGGAAUACCAGCAGCUAAAAAAGAAAUGAUUUUUGGGAAUUAGCUGACCUGAGUUCAGUCCUGUAAGGGCUCUGUGGUCACUUGACUGCUCUGAACCUUUCAUCAGAGCCGAUCGGAUACAUCAGAGGCCCAGCCUGUCUUCCCGCUCCCCAGUCUCGGUGAAGUAAACUUUAUUCACACAGAAUAAUCACAAUAGGUUUUCUACACCAGAUGCUGCCCUAGUGGUAAUCUAUCUAUUUGCACAUACAUAUAUAUGCACGCCACCUGUUAGCCACUUAAUCUCAGUUUUAAUCCCGCUUCCACCACAGAUUUUGUGUGUAUCUGCCACAAGUCACCUAUGCUCACUGUGCCUCAGUCUCCUCAUGUGGAACAAGAGGACAUUUUUGACCUACCUCCAAAAAAUGUGAUUUUUUUUUUUUUAAAGCACUUUGAGACUCUAAGGGAGAACAUUAUUUCUUAAGACCUCACUGCCUGAUAUAGAUCGGUAGAUCUGAAAGCUGAAAACAGGCUCAUGGCUGCUUUUGAUAGUGUCUUGUUCUUGCUGCAGAUUCAAGCAUAUAUAUUUAGGACAUGAACCCUGAGGACUGACAACUUUAUCUCCUUUUGUAAAUCUGGAGGGUAAGAGCCAAAAUAAAUGUCAAUGAUCUUUAUCUUACAGCGAUGCAAAUCAGUCCAGGGGAAAUGUGAAUAUAAUGUAUGUGAAUGUGAUUUGGGGCACUUAAGCACAAUUUCCCCAUAAAAUAACCUUCAGGAAAAAACCAACGGAACAACCCUAAACCUUUUCACUCCAAAGGAACAUUCUGGCAAGCAGGUGGGAAUGGAGCUGGUAGGUUGAUGGUGGAAGAGCUUGGGGGGGGGGGGGGGGGGCUGGUGCCCUAACGCUCACCUGUGUGGUCGCCUUCCUUGCUGUUGCAUGCCGCGUUGAGCAUUCACCUCUUACCUCUGCUCUGUGAAGCAGACCAAGUUCGUCUUACUUUCGUCUUCUCCAUGAAUGGCCUUAACACGAUUUCUGCAUUCACAUAUACCGUGUCACUGCGGGUCUCUGAGCACUUUAUGUUCUAGUUCCGCUUAAUUGGGCCUGCCAUGUUUUUCUAGGCCUGCUCUCUAGCUUUAAUUUUUAUUACCCUUUACCUUCUUUCUAUGCUGACAUUUUGUUCGCGAAGAACUGCAUGGAGCUUCAUCUCUCCUCGUAGAAUCGCGCUCGAUUUGCGUGGCUUCCAUGUUUUCACUUAGCUACAUUUUUGAAGGGUUUACGUACAAAAGCAACACCGAAUUUUGAAAAAUAAGUCAAAUCCACUCUCUUGCCUCCAUUCAGUCUAAGUAUGGCGUAAUGCCUUUCACUUGGUCUUCUCUGAUCAGUUUCGUUUUGCUCUUUUGAUUAGCCAGCAGCCAUUGGAACCUGUGAGAUUUUACUGACAAGUCCCUUUCUCCUGUGGUAAAGAUGUUCCUCCUUGCCCAGAGCCGGGGGAGGGGAUCACUCACUGUGGGAAAUCUCACCCAGUAAAAACCAAGAUGUGCCCUGACCAACAGAGAUGAAGAUCUAUUUUGCACUUUCACUUUGUAAUUUUUUUAAGGUAGUUAAAAAGGACUCCCCCUUUUUCUCUAGCAUUUUGACAUUUCAAACUCAACGCUCUGAUUUCCAGGAAAUGGGAUUAGCUAUUCAAACUAAAAACAGAGGAAGAGAAGAGAGAUGGGGUUUUAUAAUCCAAUGCUGCUGAAGCCCAUCAAAGCCAAAUCCUACUUUCUAAUUCUGUGCCCAUUUUGACUAUGUAUUUUCAUUAAAUAAGGAGGCAGAUUAAAAAAUUCGUUAAUAAGAAGUGUGCCUUUCAGGGAAUUAGGACUUUUGUCAGCGAUGCAAACCUAUAGCCAGCAUUUACCCAUCAAUGCUGUAGCCAGCUGGGAACGUCCUUGGUUUCACCUGAAUACUGAAUCCUUUUUCUACUGUAAAAAUAUUUCUUGCAAGUUUGAUUUCUGUAUCAGGCUAACCCUACCUGUUUGAGGAUUUGUGACUUCCUGUGGAAAUCCAUGUAUUUACAAAUGAAAUUUAACGUACUUGUACAGCUUUGCCUUAAAUACCUGGAGCAGGAACGCUGCUGCUUGCAUACUGAUAUAUACCUAGUACUGAGCAUGGUGAUGGUGAGGAACUGGAAUAAGACCUGGCUGAAAUGAAAUCUAUUAAUAGUAUUUUUAUUCCAUAAGCUAUUGUGACACUAUAAUGACUAAAAUUUACAAUGUAUGAAAAUCUCAGCUAAGUAAAAUAUGGAUGAAAAUUAAUGAAUAAAGUACUAUCAAGAGAAAA